CACAGCACAGGCAUUUGGAAACGACUGAGACACUGAACACAACACACACACAUACACACACUCACAUACAUACACACACACCAGCUUCGGCGAUGCUCGGUGGGAGUCGGAGAUGUUAAUGCAUGCAGUCGGACAAGUGGGAGAAUGAAACGACUUUGUCUGUAAAAAAAAAAAAAAAAAAACAGGCUGUGAAUGGUGCGUUUAGGAGCCACAUAUCGCCGUUAGUAGUUUUUACGACGGGCAGCAGUCGCUUUACGUCUUAUGUAACUAAUAACGGCCUGAGUCGGUAAAAGGACCCGGGAUCUGAAUGAGACAAGAGCCGCUUCACGGACACUUCACUUUGUAGGUUAGGACACUCAAACGCAACACUAAGACAGACUGAACGAACCGGGGGGCUACCGGGGACGGCUACUGCCCCCACUGCACACACACACAAGCGGCGUGGACAGGGACGUGGAAGUGGAAGAAGUGACUGGCGGAGGUGGUUACACUGACGGUGGACUCUGACAGCCGUGACUGAGGACUUAAACAAGAGCUGAAAAAAAAAAAAAAAAAAGGAAAAAAGAAGAGUGGACAACAAGAACGGCAGUCUGCAAAUCCCUCUUCCAUGGAUUUACAACAGUCCUGAUGGGAUCCAGCGCCGUGUGGCCCAGCUGUUAACUAUAAGUGGAACAGGAGCCGUGGACGCCACACGCACACAGAACCAGGGUGGACGUUCUGUCCUCUGGACUCGUUUACCGACCCGACUGGACACGGACAAAUGGAGGGAUUCUAGCGUGGGCCUGACACCUGGUCCGUGUGGAGUACAGAGGCCAGUACCCGGACCGGACCGGACCGCUGCUGGACGGUACUGGGUCCAGUGGAGCUGCUGAAGCAAAGGCCAGGAGUCACCCAUGAUGUUUUUAUAACCUGAUGAUCAGAAGAGGUGGUUACACUGACGGUGGACUCUGACAGCCGUGACUGAGGACUUAAACAAGAGCUGAAAAAAAAAAAAAAAAGGAAAAAAGAAGAGUGGACAACAAGAACGGCAGUCUGCAAAUCCCUCUUCCAUGGAUUUACAACAGUCCUGAUGGGAUCCAGCGCCGUGUGGCCCAGCUGUUAACUAUAAGUGGAACAGGAGCCGUGGACGCCACACGCACACAGAACCAGGGUGGACGUUCUGUCCUCUGGACUCGUUUACCGACCCGACUGGACGCGGACAAAUGGAGGGAUUCUAGCGUGGGCCUGACACCUGGUCCGUGUGGAGUACAGAGGCCAGUACCCGGACCGGACCGGACCGCUGCUGGACGGUACUGGGUCCAGUGGAGCUGCUGAAGCAAAGGCCAGGAGUCACCCAUGAUGUUUUUAUAACCUGAUGAUCAGAAGAGAGAUGGUGAGGAAGAAGAAUCCCCCUAUUAGGAGUGUGGGAGGUGAAGAGGAGGAGGAAGAAGAGGGGAGGAGGCCAGCAGGAGAAGAGGAAGAGGAGGGAGAGGAGGAGGAGAGAGUAGGAGCUGAGGCCGAUCGGAUAAUCCGACCCUCUGAACCCGAAUCCUCGGAGCGGAUCAGAGGAGAUGAGGAGCAGGAAGACGAGGAGGGAGAGAGUGAGUGUGUUUCCUCGUCUGUCUCUCCUUCAUCUGUCAGUGAGGAUAGAGGGGGGAGAGGAGGAGGAGGAGGAGGAGGAGGAAGGGGGAGAGUCAAACGAGGAGGGCCGGCAUCGACCGACAGACCUGAGAGCCAAUCAGAGCCUGAGGACGGGGAAAGGGGGGCGGAGGAGGGGGAGAGGAGCGACAAACACAGAGGCCACACCCAUCAAGUCACGACCCCCCUCCUCUCUGCCUCCCACCUGCUCCUCCUCCCCUCUCCUCCUAAACAGGAAGGAGGGGAGGAGUCGACCACCGACACCCCUCCGCUUUCCUCCAGCCCCUCCCCUAAACUCCAGGACUUCAAAUGCAACGUGUGUGGUUAUGGUUACUAUGGCAAUGACCCCGCCGACCUGGUGAAGCACUUUAGGAAGUAUCACCUGGGUCUGCACAACCGCACACGACAGGACGCUGCCCUCGACACACACAUCCUGGCCCUGCACAACAUGGCUCCCCAGCACCUCACACCUCUAGACGUCCAGGCAGGACAAGGACAAAGGAACCAAGCCAAAGAGACGGGGAAGACCAGGUCUGAUGUCCACAAUCAGCAGCACAGGACGGUGAUGAUGAACGGCACAUACGAUGUACAGGUGACACUGGGCGCCACGCUCAUUGGGAUUGGCCGUAAGACCUCUGACUGCCAGGGGAACACUAAGUACUUUCGCUGCAAAUUCUGCAACUUCACUUACAUGGGGAGCAACUCCUUAGAACUUGAACAACACUUCCUGUCCUCACAUCCAAACAAAGUCAAAACCCCGCCCACCACGCCCUCGCUGGCCACUAAUAACCUAUCGGCGCAUGAUCACCAGCUGAAGGGGAGGAGUCAAAUCACAGAGGGUGCGGAGCGUGUGGCGGUGAGGGCGGAAGAUGACUCCUUGGUGGGGUACUCCAUCCCUGUCAGGGCGUGUACAGACUCACCCACCUGGACGGCGGACGGCGGUCGAGGAGGCGCGCAGGCGUACUAUUGGUGUAAAUUCUGCAGCUGGAGUUGUGAAGGGGCGGGGGGCUCGGCCAAGCUUUUGGAGCAUUAUGAACAGCGACAUAAAAACUAUACCCCUGGUGGAAUGGAGAAAGAACGAGAGAGGGGAGGGAGGAGAGAAGGGGAAAGAGAACACAGUGCAUCCAAAAACCACAAAGAGCCAUCGUCCAACCCAUCCAACAACAGCCAAGGAGACCCAAACAGCAGUGACUCCGAUGCGGUGGUCACCAGUUAUAAUUGUCAGUUGUGUGAUUUCCGCUAUUCGAUGGCCCACAGUGCAGAUGUGAUCGUAGUGGCUCCGUUACUGCUGCACUAUCAGCACAACCACUCCAUCCACCGGUGCUGCAUCCAACACUGCAUGUACUGUCCACAGGGGCUGUGUCAGCCGCACAAACACCUGGGGGAGGUGUCCCACCCCUUCGCUUGUCGGAAGUCUAACUGUCCUAAAUGCAGUUGUAAGUUUCCUCCGUUCACCAAACAACAGGACGCUGUGAGUUCAACACCUGCCAUCGCCACCUCCCCAUCCAUGACCCCUCCCACCCCUAGAGGUGACCUCGGUGGUCAUCCUGUCGUCACACAAGGUGUCACCCACCUGUGUGACCAGUGCGCCUUCGCCACCACCGACAUCGACGUGUUGCUCCAACACUACGAAAGCUGCCACACUCUGAUCAGCCUAAAGGGGGCACCCCCACAUGUCAAAGCUGAGGAGGACGUCAGAGGAGACAAGGACGUGGGGAGAGGAGGAGGAGGAGACAGAGAGUACACUUGUACGAAAUGUCAUUUCAUCACUGAAGUGGAGGAGGAGAUUUUCAGACACUACAGGCGUGUCCACGCGUGUUGCCGCUGUCGACGCUGUGACUUUACAGCUCCAGAUUCAUCAGCGCUCCUUGAUCACUUUAACUCCGCCCACUGCCAUGACUCCUCCCCCUCAUUAAGCUCACUAACUACGACCUCCUUGCCCACGGCGCUGACGCCUUCGUUAACACUGUCAGCCAAUGGGUGCUCAGCUCCGUCCACUUUAGCCAUUAAAGAAGAGAGUAAAGGGGACCUGCGCCUCCUCUACUCCCUCGCACCGCCAGAAGGAAGGUUGGCAGAAGGAGGCCGAGAAGACGCGGCAGGGGCGGUGAAGAGUGAAGGAGGCGAGGACAAAGAUAGAGAGCGGGAAAAAGGCUGGGUCAUCGGGGAGACAAGAGCGUUGGGCGAACGCGGCGGCGAGCAGGCCCACGGGCUGCUGUGGGUUCCCAAGGAACGAAUGGGACCCGAAAGAGGAGUGGACAGAGGGGGUGGAGGGAGCCCCUCGCUGUUCCCCUCCCCUCUCUCUUUGUCAUUUGUGUCGCCCAAUCACGAAGCCUCACAGCAGAAAAGGGGUGUGGCUUCACCUAGCAUGGUUUACCUGGGAGAUACCAAGUCGUUUUUGGGAGAUACCAAGUCGUUUUUGGGAGAGGCCAAGCUGUACGGAGGGGGGAGACCAGGAGCAGCAGCUGCAGGUGGAGGGGGAGGGGACAAACAGAGCCAGAUGCCCCCCCAGCAGUACACAGCAGCAGGAGGAGGAGGAGGAGGAGGAGGGAGUGGGGGACAAGACCCAAAAGGAGGCGCCACUAAGGAGGAGUCCCAGUCCCUGUUACGGCGACGCAGAGGUAGCGGGGUCUUCUGUGCAAACUGUCUGACCACCAAGACAUCACUGUGGAGGAAGAACGCCAACGGAGGAUACGUCUGCAACGCUUGUGGUUUAUACCAAAAGCUCCAUUCGACACCCAGACCUCUAAACAUCAUCAAACAGAACAACGGCGAACAAAUCAUCAGGCGCCGAACUCGUAAACGCCUCAACCCUGAUUCACUUUCGGCUGAAAAUCCUGCUCCGAAGCGGCAACAAAUCACCAGCGAUGAGCGCAUGAACGGGGAGGAGCCGGACAGAAGUUCCAUGAAAAACCAGCAGCCUUCUCCUCGCUCGCGCUCGCCCCGCUCCACCCAGGCCUUCUUAGCCAAUCAGACGCUGGAGAUCCACAGACGCAUGCCUCCCCUCCUCCUCCCCUCCCACCCCCCAUCCUCACUGGUAACUGAGGGCAACGGGGGAAUCCCUGAGGGUGGGAUAACUUCUAAGGUAGAGGGAGGAAAAGGGGGCGGGGGGUCGGAACGAGGCAGCCCCAUUGAGAAGUACAUGCGUCCGUCCAAACCGUCCAGUUACUCCCCUCCUGGUUCACCCAUCGAAAAGUAUCAGUACCCGCUCUUCUCCUUACCCCUACCAUUAACCCUCUCGCCUGAUUUGACCCCAGAGUCGGACUGGCUCAGGUUUUGGACCAAGUAUAAGAUGGCGGCCACCUCUGGCGUGGCAGGAGGCAUCAGUAACCUGAGCAGCCCCGGCAGCCUCGGAAACAAUGCCCAUUAUCUUGGCGCCAUGGUCGCCCCGUUACAGCAUCAUCAGCAAAGUUACACAGUGCCUUACUGUGCCUCCCCCUACUCUCCUCUCCCCCCUCCUCCGGCAGCCCCCCACUACCCCCCUCCUCCUCUUCAUCCCCAAACCUCCUCCACGUCAUCUUUAGAAAACGACGCUCCUUUGGAUCUCGCAAUAAGACAAAGAGAUGCAAGUGGUGCAAACACACACAUGUCCACAAACGGCCCCGAAAGGAGGAGGCAGGAGUCACCGCUAAGGGAGAGGAUGAGGGAGAGCUGGAGAGGAGGAGAGAAGGAGGACGAGGAGGCCAACGAAGGAGGAGACCAGAGGGCGGAGGCGGCAAAAGAAGAAAAGGAAGAGUUGAUGAAAAGCCAGUCAGGUGUUCCGCUCAAACACGCCUCGGUGGAAGUGGCCACACAGGACGAUCUGACCAACCGCUGCACCCACUGUGGGAUCUACUUCUUAGACGAGGUCAUGUACGCCCUGCACAUGAGCUGCCAUGGGGAUCAGGGACCGUACCAGUGCAGUUUCUGCCUCCACGUGUGCGUAGAUCGAUACGACUUCACCACACACAUACAGAGAGGUUUACACAGGUACACAGAGCAGACGCUACAGCAGAAGGGGCACCAAUCAGAGAGCAGCGUCACCGUGAUGUCAGAGAGUCAGCGUUCCACUCUGGCACCGGAGGAGGAACACAGCGGUGAUCAGACAGAGGUCACAGGUGACAGCAGUGACGCUACCGGGACGUGUCCAGACGACCACGGAACAGGAGCGGCAGGUGGCGACUCUAAAGACCAGGAGGACCAGGAGGACGGCGCUGAAGAGCAGAUCCAAGCGGAGGGUCAUGACGCAUCCACCAGGGAAGAGUCCGGAAGCAAGAUGGUGUCAGACGGUCCCGAUGACCGCAAGACCACCGAGGUCACUACUGAUACCGAGUCUAAAGAGUGUGACGAGAACACAGAGGGUCAUUAAUGUGACGGUUCGGCCUCACACCCACCUUUAAAAAGGCCUUUUAUUGGAUGAAUAAGCUGUAUGCCUCCAAGUCCCCGGAGGCUAGCUCCUGUCAGAACGGGCCGAUCCUGGGCACUAAAUGGAACACAUCCUUAUGCUGGAAGCACUCAGCUGUCAAAUGGUCCCAAAUCAUUGUAGGAUCCCGCUAAACUGCUGCAGGGACAGUUUGGAGAAAUAGCCUGAAUCCUAUGUUGAGUGACGGUCAGUUGACAGCUGUGUGCCGAGUAUUCAACGACAGAGUUCAGGCACGCAGCUGAAAUCACCUUUAAUAAACAGCCACUUCAUGCGCUUUCCAAAUAAGAGGAUUGGAAGGCAGACUGAGAGUUGGACUGUUCUCAUUUUGGAUGGUUUAGGAGCUCAGCACUUGCACAGCCAUCAUACAGCAGAGCAAAAAAAAAAAAAAAAAAAAAAA
Messenger RNA from Sphaeramia orbicularis (orbiculate cardinalfish), 6413 nucleotides. Its product is annotated as zinc finger transcription factor Trps1-like. Lineage: Eukaryota; Metazoa; Chordata; Actinopteri; Kurtiformes; Apogonidae. The record is from RefSeq and is a predicted model, not a curated record. Gene Ontology annotation, cellular component: nucleus. Gene Ontology annotation, biological process: regulation of transcription by RNA polymerase II. Gene Ontology annotation, molecular function: RNA polymerase II transcription regulatory region sequence-specific DNA binding; DNA-binding transcription factor activity; zinc ion binding.